Molecule: messenger RNA, 1557 nt
Organism: Oreochromis aureus
Lineage: Eukaryota; Metazoa; Chordata; Actinopteri; Cichliformes; Cichlidae
Product: von Willebrand factor A domain-containing protein 5A-like
Exons: 11
Coding region: 1-1512 (503 amino acids)
Source: RefSeq, a predicted model, not a curated record
AUGUUGACCUGUGGCUGGUCAAAUCCUGUCCAGAUUUGGGUCACCAGCUGUGGGUGCUGGGUGCCAGUGGACAGUAGUUCUCAGAUUGUUUCCUAUGUUCUGGAGCUGGAGCUCGGGAAGGAAGAAGCUGCCGACGAGCUGCAAAGGUUUGGGGCAGAAAGUUACUGUAGUAUCCUGCUAUAUGGUUCCUGUAUUUAUUAUACAAAUAUUUCUCUGUCUGUUCUUCUGAAGAGCAUUGAGGUGGAGCUGGAGGUGAGGGACCAUGUGGCUACAGUGGUCUCCACUCUGAACUACGAGAACAAGGAGGACAAACCAUUAGAGGCUGUUUUUGUCUUCCCUCUGCCUGGAGAUGCUGCUGUCUGUCAUUUCAGUGCUCAGAUUGGACAGACACAGAUUGUAGCUGAGGUGAAGGAGAAACAGGAGGCUCGUGAGGAGUAUGAUGAUGCUCUGAGCUCCGGUCAGCAGGCCUUCCUAUUGGAGGAGAGUGAUGAGAGUCCAGAUAUAUUCUCUCUGCGUGUGGGCAGUCUGCCUCCAGGAGAGAGCGCCUCCAUCAGGUUGGAGUACGUCACUGAGCUGGCUGUGCAGGCUGAUGAUGGUCUGAGGUUCUGUCUGCCUGCUGUGCUCAACCCUCGAUACCAACCUCAGGAUUGCUUUCAGAGCUGUUGCCCAAGGAAGAGGGAGGGUGCAUCCAACCUCCUCGGCUGUAAUUGGUCCAGCCCAGAGUCGAUCAUGGCCAAUUGCGAGAGUGUAGAGUAUGGUGAGAAGACCAUGGAGGAGGCUCUGAAGAAAGUUGAGCAAAUGGAGGCUAAUCUUGGAGGAACAGAAAUCCUGGAGCCCCUCAAACAUAUUUACAGCCAGCCCUGCAUUCCCACUCAGCCUAAACAGCGAAAACUGUUGUAUUGCAGUCGUUUCUCUUUUGGGAUUGGGGAAGGGGCCAGCUCUGCUCUCAUCAAUGGGAUGGCCAAGGAAGGAGGAGGUCACGCUCAGUUCAUCACAGGGACUGACAGGAUGCAACCAAAAGUGAUGCAGUCGCUGCGAUUUGCUCUGCAGCCAGCUGUGGUCGACAUCUCAGUCACAUGGGAUUUACCACAGGAAGUGUCUGUCACUGUCCUCUCUCCACCAAUCACAGCACUUUUCCAGGGUCAGAGGUCACUGAUUUAUGCCCAGCUCACUGGACAGAGCUCAGAGGCAGCAGAGGGCUGUGUGACGCUGAAGUACAGCCUGGCAGGUCAUCCCUCUGAGAACCAGCUGCACUUCAGUCUCAGACCUGCAGAGGACACUGGAUUAACAGUCCACAGGUUUGGUGCUCGCACUCUGAUUCGUUCCCCGGAGAUGAAGGAGAGAGAGCUCAGAGGACAGCAAGAUGGAGGAGUGAAGGAGAAGGUGGUGCAGCUCAGUGUCCAAUCAGGAGUGAGCAGUUCUUUCACUGCCUUCAUUGCUGUCAACAAAGACAACGGAGAGGCGAUCCAAGGACCUCUGCAUCGCAGAAAUAUUCUACCACCCUGUGAGUGAUGGCUGUCCAUUCUUCCUGUAAACAGUGUAAAUAUAAACCUUAAU